Malania oleifera is the source of this 1706-nucleotide messenger RNA. RefSeq lists its product as uncharacterized. The coding region runs from base 774 to 1529 and encodes 251 amino acids. The transcript has a single exon. NCBI's taxonomy places the organism in Eukaryota, Viridiplantae, Streptophyta, Magnoliopsida, Santalales, Ximeniaceae. The record is from RefSeq and is a predicted model, not a curated record.
UUUUUUUUUUUUUUCAUCGGUAAUGAUAAAUUGUAUAGAUCAAAAUGGGUAUGUACAAAAAUUAGGCAUACCCGAGAGAAUGAAGGCUAAAACCCUCAAAUAAAGAAGCAUAAUUACACUCAACCAAGAGAUGGGAAAAUUUCCCCAGGGUGUGGUUCAGGUGGUAGUGUGGUUUGCGGAAGUGCCUCUCAUGAGAUCAGGUGUUCAAACCCUCUUGAGCUUAUUUCCAUUCCUGAACUCCUGAAUUUACCUUCCUUUUGGAGUUGUGGGGUCAACUUCAAGGGGCGCAGGAUUAGUCACGUGGACCGUAAAACGGACACGUGGAUACCCAGUGUGUAAUCCAAAAAAAAAAAAAGAUGGAAAAAUUUACACAAUAUUUUUGAAAAAGGGAAUAAAAAAAUGUGAGCUUAGCAUGAGAAUGCCAUGGAUUUGCACAUUCCUCAACACCAAAUCUAGAGGCCUUCAAGCAGCCAAAGCAUGUUUGACCCAGCCCCCCCAUCUACUCACUCCCUCACCUCCUGCCAUUUGUACUCCCUCCUCACCUAAUCUUCCACCCCAUACACCCCUCCCUCAAAUUCUCCCUCAGUUUCCCGAGAAAAGUUCUCCCACUUUCCUUCACACACUCCUCUUACCCACUAGAUCAAGAAACACCCACCCCACCUCAAUCCAUGAAACCCCCUCUUCUCAUGCUUCAAAACCCCAACCCAGUUCCCCAAUUCAACCUAUAAACCCAAAGACCAAAAAGCAAAGACCUUUAAACCGAAAACCCAGAAAUGUCCGGCGGCGUCGGUCCCUCCGGCGACAUUUGCCUACCCAAAGAUGACCCAGACCCAGGGCUUCACCUUCGCUCCCAGACCUCCACCGCGGGCAACCCCCAUCAACCCUCCCCCCGCGGCCGGGGAGCCCGCUUCCUCACCUUCCGGCAGCUCAACGCGCUCGCCGUCGUCGUCGUCUUCUCCGCGAGCGGCCUCGUCAGCCUCGAAGACUUCGCAUUCGUUGUCUUCUCCGUCGUCUACAUGUACUUCAUUUCCAAGGCCGCGUUCCCCAACCGCACCCCCUCGUCGGAGGGUUCCACCGUCUUCGACCCCAAGAACAAGAUCCUCCGCCUUUACGUCCUGAUCGGAGCCCUAGUCGGACUGUUCCUCCCGAUCGCGUACAUCUUCGAGGGCAUCUUCGAGGGCGACAAGGAGGGGAUCAAGGCGGCGGCGCCGCACGUGUUCCUCCUCUCGAGCCAGGUGUUCAUGGAGGGACUGGCGUUCUCGGACCGGUUCUCGAUUCCCAUCCGGGUGUUCGUACCGGUGUUCUACAACUCGCGGAGGAUCUUCACGAUCGUGGAGUGGCUGAGGACGGAAAUCGGGAAGGUGGACGAAGAGUACGGCGGCUCCGCCAGGAGACUGUACGUCGGGAGGGCGCUCGCGGUGGCGAACAUGGCGUUUUGGUGCUUCAAUCUGUUUGCGUUCUUGUUGCCUGUUUAUCUUCCCAAGGCCUUUCAGAAGUACUACUCUGGAUAUAGUAAGGUUAAAUAUUGAUGAAAUUCUCUUUAGCUUCUCAUUCUUCUUUCCUCCCCCCAACCCCACCCCCACCUCUUUUCUUUGUUUAGUAUAUAAAUGUUGGUUUUGAUUUUAUGGAUGUGGUUUAUGAGAUGUAAUUUGGAAUGUAAUUUGUGGGUUUUUUUAAUUGCAUAAAAUUUGAUGUGAUUAAGGAAA